UCUGACAUAUAUUCUCUCUUUUAUGAACCUACGAGGCGUGUGAUUAUAAGGGAGAACUCUCAACUGGAACACUCACACGCUACACGUAUAUGUCGUAAGGAGCAUUCUCCCGUAAGCAUAAACUUCAUAUACUCGUAUACUACAAACAUUCAUAAAUUCCGAUGGGUAAACACGAUAGGCAGAGCUCCAGCUCUGGAGUUACGCUGGAACAACUAAAUACUGUUUUGGAAGCACAGACUGUCAAAUUGACAAACGAAUUCAAGAAGGAACUUGCAGAUGUGAAACAGGCUAUUGGAUAUGCGCAGGAUUUAGCUACGGAGAAUAAAAAGGAUAUCCUAGCCAUCGAAACUCGCAUCGCCGCUCUUGAGAAACAAGCUGAUGAGAGUUCUCAAUCAUCUAAUAACAGCCUGCGACAAUUAAACAAGGCCAUUGACGCCCUCCACGCAAAACAGGUGGAUAUGGACAUAUAUUCACGUCGCAGUGCCUUGCACUUCGCCAACAUUCCUGAGGCAGAGGGUGAGAUAUGUGAAGAUGUAAUUCGCGAGUUCUUAAGGACAAAACUUAAUGUCGACCCUACGGAAAUGCGUUUUGAGAGAGUACACAGGAUACCCCUGGGCCCCAAGAAAAACUUUAAAUACACACGCACGAUUACUGCCAAGUUCAAUUGGUUCCAGGACCGCGAACGUGUUUGGAACAAACGCUUUACUCUUAAAGACGUCCCGGGGAGAUACAUAAUCAGUGAAAGCCUACCGUACGAAGUGGAAACCAAUAGGAAGAUCUUGUAUCCUAUCUUCAAAAAGGCAAAGGCCAUGAAUAUGCGAGCCUCGCUAUUUGCCGACAAUCUGAUCUUAGAGGGCGUGAAAUUUCGAGUGAAUACUUUGCACACACUGCCAGCGGCUUUUGCCCCUUUUGACAACACGUAUAUAAAGAAUGACGAUCUCAUGCUUUAUAAUAGUGACACUAGUCCUCUUGGACCAAAUUUUUACUCAUCUUUUAGCGAAAAGGGAGUAAUCUUUAAGUCACUUACACAGUACAUUGCCUUCCAAAAAGCCCUAGCCUUCGAUAACGUCAAGAUCGCAGAAUCAAUACUUACGGCGAAAAACCCACAGGAUUGCAGACGUAUUAUCCGGGGCCUUGAUAUGGGUGCAAACGUCGGUAAAUGGCCAGAUUGCCUCAAGGAAUUUCUUACCAAAGGUAAUAGGCUUAAGUUUACCCAGAACGAGCAACUGAAGGCAGCACUAAUGACCACCGGCUCGAAUAAGCUAGGGGAAUGCAACCCUUUCGACCCUUUAAGCGGGAACGGCUUACGUCUGAAUGACCCAGCAUCAACCGACACCACUAAGUGGACUGGCCAGAACCUAGGAGGCUUAUCAUUGAUGGCGGUUAGAGACGAACUCGGGAAGCCCUAAAUAUAUAUAUUAUACUGUGUGGACGAGAAAGACUGACUCUAUCUUUUCCAGGUGAAAAUCAUCCUGCAUUAUAACAAAAUGCAUUUAGCUAACUCCACAUACAGUUUUAUAUGGGGACUCAUGCUAAACAAACACAGUUAGGUAUAUUGAUCAAAGACUGACAUUUAUUUUUUU
Messenger RNA from Owenia fusiformis, 1583 nucleotides. Lineage: Eukaryota; Metazoa; Annelida; Polychaeta; Sabellida; Oweniidae. The record is from the annotation of a GenBank genome assembly.